ACAAAUAGAUUUCCACAGCGAGCCCUGCACUGAACUGCUAAUUCCUCCGAACCUCAUGACCAUGACUCAGGAGGCUGAGCUGCAGCCUCACGGCCGCGCUGUGAUUUCCCUCCACACGGGCAGCAGCGGCGCAGUCUCACUCCGGGGCGGCCUGCAGCGCGCAGUGUACCUUUAAAAGGUUGAACCUUGCAGCCUGCGAACACUGGAUUUGUUUCCUCACUCGGCUCAGCUGUGUGUACCUUCAAGCAGUGACAUGGCAUAGAGUCUGUCCGCAGCAGCAGCAGCAUCAUCCUGCACCAUGGACGCUCUCCCACAGCCGAGGCGCAGCGGAGCUUUAUCCGCGCUGCACUCGAUGAUGAUGCCCGUGUGGAUCCUCCUGAGCGCAGUGACCGCCGGACUGAAGGCGGAGGACGGAGGAAUGGAAGAACUCACCACCGAGAAGGAGGCAGAGGAAAGUCACCGACAGGACAGCGUUAAUUUGCUGACAUUCAUUUUACUGCUGACCUUAACCAUUCUCACCAUAUGGCUCUUCAAGCACAGACGGGUCCGUUUCCUGCACGAAACCGGACUGGCGAUGAUUUACGGUUUGCUGGUAGGUGUGAUUCUGCGCUACGGCAUCCCGGCCACCAGCUACCACAACAAGACCCCCCCGAGCUGCUCGCUGAAGGAGGGGCCCGUCAGCACCGUGCUGCUGAACAUCAGCGGGAAGUUCUUCGAGUACACGCUGAAAGGAGAGAUCAACUCCAGAGAGAUCCACAAUGUGGAGCAGAACGACAUGCUGCGCAAGGUGACAUUCGACCCUGAAGUGUUCUUCAACAUAUUGCUGCCUCCGAUUAUUUUCCAUGCAGGCUACAGUCUGAAGAAGAGACACUUCUUCAGGAACAUGGGCUCCAUCAUCACCUACGCGUUUCUUGGCACUGCCAUCUCGUGCUUUGUAAUUGGGAAUCUGAUGUACGGCGUGGUCAAACUGAUGCAGGCGUUCGGACAGCUGACGGACAAGUUCUACUACACGGACUGCCUCUUCUUCGGUGCCAUCAUCUCCGCCACAGAUCCAGUGACGGUGUUGGCCAUCUUUAACGAGCUCCACGCAGACGGGGAUAUCUACGCGCUGCUGUUUGGAGAAAGUGUGAUGAACGACGCGGUGGCCAUCGUGCUUUCCUCCUCCAUCAUGGCCUACCAGCCCAGCGGCACCAACACACACAUGUUUGAUGCCGCCGCCUUCUUCAAGUCGGUGGGGGUGUUCCUGGGUAUCUUCAGCGGCUCCUUCGUGAUGGGUGUAGCCACAGGCGUCGUCACCGCUCUCGUCACCAAGUUCACCAAGCUGCACUGUUUCCCGCUGCUGGAGACGGCGCUCUUCUUCCUCAUGUCCUGGAGCACCUUCCUGCUGGCCGAGGCCUGCGGCUUCACAGGUGUUGUGGCCGUGCUGUUCUGUGGCAUCACGCAGGCUCACUACACCUACAACAACCUCUCUGCAGAGUCCACGAAGCGCACCAAGCAGCUGUUCGAGGUGCUUCACUUCCUGGCUGAGAACUUCAUCUUCUCCUACAUGGGUUUGGCUCUGUUCACCUUCCAGAAUCACAUCUUCAGCCCCAUUUUCAUCAUCGGGGCGUUUAUCGCCAUCUUCAUCGGAAGAGCUUUCAACAUUUACCCGCUGUCCUUCUUCCUCAACCUCGGCAGGAGGCACAAGAUCAAAGGGAACUUCCAGCACAUGAUGAUGUUUGCAGGUCUGCGCGGGGCGAUGGCCUUCGCUCUGGCGAUCCGUGACACGGCCACCUACGCCCGGCAGAUGAUGUUCACCACCACGCUGCUCAUCGUCUUCUUCACUGUCUGGGUGUUCGGCGGGGGGACGACGCCCAUGUUGUCCUGGCUGCACAUCAGAGUUGGAGACACCGAGUCAUUGCAGGAAGAGCACCGUCAGCUUGGAGCGCUGGAGUACUUCAGGUGCCGUAUCUGA
Molecule: messenger RNA, 1954 nt
Organism: Cottoperca gobio
Lineage: Eukaryota; Metazoa; Chordata; Actinopteri; Perciformes; Bovichtidae
Gene: slc9a7
Product: solute carrier family 9 member 7
Exons: 14
Coding region: 299-1954 (551 amino acids)
Biological process (GO): regulation of intracellular pH; sodium ion import across plasma membrane; proton transmembrane transport
Cellular component (GO): recycling endosome; plasma membrane
Molecular function (GO): sodium:proton antiporter activity; potassium:proton antiporter activity
Source: RefSeq, a predicted model, not a curated record